AUGGCCAGUUGUGUGCUUGCGUCAACUUGGGUCUCCGUUGACUUCGCUGCCGUCUCCACCUCCGCAUCCGCCGCCGACGCUGCCUCAUCUCUUGACAGGAACAACUAUAGCCUUCUUGACGUAAUGGCCUAUAGAUUGGCCAGCUGUACACAGCAUGGCCUGGUAGAAGACAAUUCAAAUCUUGUUGAGGACCUGCUGACAAGCCUUGUGGAGGUGAUUGUGGAUGUUCCCUUGGUAGACUUAACAUAUGCUCUUCAUCAUGAAGCCACCACAACACUCCUCAUCCUCACUUCAUCAAUUGUUUUUACAUCAUCAAAAGUUUGUCAUCUGUCGAUAUUCAGAAUGUUAAUGACAGGCCGGGCUUCCAUCCAUGCUUGUCUGUUUGUGAAAACUCUUUUAAAACGUUUUAUGGCACAAGACAAACCACCAGCCAAAGAUGAUGGGGGGAGUCUUGUUCUUGGACUUGCUUCAGGGCUGUGGAAUGUGCUGACAAUGGGGUUAGCUGGAAGUGGAGAAGACACCACAAAAAAGGGCCCAGAGUCUCCCCUGGCUUCACAAAGUGUGCUACUACUAUUAGUGUUGGCCAACCACUGCACAGCUGAUAGAAAUAUCAGAAAUCCAUAUCGCCAGGCGUUGUUACAUGCACAGAAUUUUCAUGAUCCAGCUGAGAGCACUCCAACUCAGGCAGUUGCAACAUUCAAGCUAGAAUUUGCAACUCUGUACAAGACCCUUUAUUCCCACCUUCAUGAUGACCAGACCACGCUACUGCUCUACCUCCUUCUUCACAAGAACGAUGACUUUCGCACUUAUGUCUUGGCAAGAACAGACAUGGAAAGCCUAGUCCUUCCCAUCUUGCAUACCCUCUAUCAUGCCCCAGACAGCACCUCACAUCACAUCUACAUGUCUCUCAUCAUCCUGCUCAUUUUGUCAGAAGACGACUCCUUUAACAAGACUAUACAUGAUAUUCCCUUAAAGAAUAUCACCUGGUACACAGAAAGACUGAUCAGUGACAUAUCGCUGGGUGGCCUCCUCAUUCUAGUGGUCAUCAGAACCAUAACAUAUAAUAUGACAAAAAUGAGGGACAAGUAUCUACAUACAAAUUGCCUAGCUGCCCUCGCUAAUAUGUCAAGCCAGUUUCGGUCUCUCCACCCUUAUGUUUGCCAGCGUUUGGUCAGCCUUUUUGAAACUUUGGCCAAGAGACAUGCUCGGCUUUGUGAGUCUCUCAGGCACACAGAAGAUCUUCUUGAUGAGGCAGACAGUGAUAUGCCAGAUGCACUAAGUGAUGUAAGUGUGCUGGAAGAAGUGCUGAGAAUGGUGCUGGAGAUCCUGAACUCGGUGCUAACUCAUCAGCUCUCUCACAACCACAACCUGGUCUACACUCUCCUGUACAAACGACACCUCUUCCAGCCUUUCUCCACACACCCCAAUUUCCAGGAUGUGACACAGAAUAUUGAUGUUGUAUUAGCGUACCUCAUGGGCCGCCUGGAGACAACCAAGCGUGAUCCAGGAGUCCAGGAUGUUCAGGAAGUCAUCCAGCAAGGUGUUCUCCACCUGCCCAAAGACCGCCUUAAGAAGUUCCCAGAGCUCAAAUUCAAGUAUGUCGAAGAGAGUGAGCCAGAGGAGUUUUUCAUCCCUUACGUGUGGACUCUAGUAUACCAUGGAUCAGGGAUUUACUGGAGGCCUGACACUAUCUCCAUGUUUGAUCCAUCACAGCCAGAUGGAUAAUGUCUUUUUACAAGCCCCUUUUUAUUUGUUGCUACAUGGCUGAUGUCAGUUUGAUGUACAUUGUUUUAUGAUGUUUUGUACUCUAAAACUGUAUUCCUAAAUGCUUAUCA
Messenger RNA from Penaeus vannamei (Pacific white shrimp), 1835 nucleotides. The record is from RefSeq and is a predicted model, not a curated record. Lineage: Eukaryota; Metazoa; Arthropoda; Malacostraca; Decapoda; Penaeidae.